Messenger RNA from Sporothrix brasiliensis 5110, 1695 nucleotides. Its product is annotated as regulator of chromosome condensation. The record is from RefSeq and is a predicted model, not a curated record. The coding region runs from base 1 to 1695 and encodes 564 amino acids. Gene Ontology annotation, molecular function: guanyl-nucleotide exchange factor activity. Lineage: Eukaryota; Fungi; Ascomycota; Sordariomycetes; Ophiostomatales; Ophiostomataceae. Gene Ontology annotation, cellular component: cytoplasm. The transcript has a single exon.
AUGGCCCGAACAUCGCAGAAGCGUGGCAUUGUUUCGAAAGAUGGCCCAGCCAAACGCGUACGGGCAGCGAACGCUACGAGAAGGGCACAGCCCGCCAAAACGAACAAGCAGAGAACGGCAGCUGCAAGACGAAAAGCGCAAGGCGUCUCCCUAGCUCCCCCUUCCCCGUUAAACACCGCACCCACAACGGUGCUCGAUGUGUUUGUCUUUGGAACUGGCGAUGCCGGCGAGCUGGGCUUGGGUCCGGAGAUUGCGGAGGCGACGCGGCCACGGCUCAACCCGUUUCUCAGCGCGGCGUCUGCACCGGCGACAGGCACCACCUCAUUUGACAUCGUGCAGCUCGCUUGCGGCGCCAUGCACUCGGUGGCGCUGACGCGCGACAACCGGAUCGUGACGUGGGGCGUCAACGACGGCGGCGCGCUCGGCCGAAACACAGACUGGGAGGGCGGGAUGACAGAGCUCAACGAGGGCGACAGCGACAGCGACAGCGACGCUCAAGGGGCAUCGCUGAACCCCCAUGAGUCCACCCCGACUGCCAUUGAUCCGAGCAGCUUCCCUGCGGGCACCGUCUUUACGCAGGUGGCGGCGGGUGACAGCUGCAGCUUUGCGCUGACCGACACGGGGCUUGUCUACGGCUGGGGCAUGUUCCGCACGAGGGACGGGCAAGAGUUUUUCUUACCACAUCCGACGACGGGCCAGGUCGGUGAGAAACAGCGCGUGCCGGUGCGCAUCCCCGGACUGCAGGGCAUUACCCAGAUCGUAGCCGGCGCAAACCACGCGCUCGCUCUGCAGGGCCGCGCAGGCGGGCCGCGCCAGACACGGGCAAAAACAGGAGCAGGAACAGGAACAGGAACAGGGGCAAGAAACCCUGUCCACGUUUGGGCGUGGGGAAGCAAUGACAUGGACCAGCUUGGCCGCCGCCUCGUGCGCCGCCGCCGCCCGCUGUACAAGGACGAUGUGGUUCUCGAUGCCGCCGCGGAGCCGGUCCUGGUCGAGAUGCCCGGCAGGGCCGCCGAGGACAUCGCCCUGGUGGCCGCGGGCGAGUACCACGCCUUUGCCGUCGGCGCGAGCGGUCGCGUGUGGGCCUGGGGCCUCAACACGUUUGGCGAGACGGGCGCGGCCCCGGACGAGCUGCGACGCCGCGGUGCCGACGCCUCACCAACCAUACCAGGGCCGACGCAGGUCGCCGCGCUGGCGGGCGAGCGCGUCGUGGCCCUCGCUGGCGGCGGCCACCACUCGACCGCGGUCACGGCCGACGGCCGUUGUCUGGUCUGGGGCCGCAUCGACGCUGGGCAGCUGGGCAUGGCCCUCGCCGAGCUGGAAGCGGCCGACGCCGCAGCGCGAGACCCAGCCCACCGACGGCUCCUGCGCGACGAACGCGGCCGGUCACGCGCUUGUCUCUUGCCCGCCACCGUCAACCUCAAUCUCGGCACGGCCACGGCCGCGGACACGACAGCGGUCGCCGUUGCCUGCGGCACGGACCACACAAUCAUUGUGACCGCGGCCAGCCCACACGGUGUUUUUGGUGCCGGCUACAACGGCCAAGCGCAGCUGGGCAUUGGCGGCGGCGAGGACGAUGACGAUGAAGUGCCCGUGGCCACGUGCCUCCGCAGCAAAACGCUGCGUAGCCGGCGCUUGACUUGGGCCGGCGCUGGCGCUCAGUAUUCCAUGGUGGCGGGGCCUCGGCCGGGGUAA